Molecule: messenger RNA, 1850 nt
Organism: Notolabrus celidotus (New Zealand spotty)
Lineage: Eukaryota; Metazoa; Chordata; Actinopteri; Labriformes; Labridae
Gene: fgf3
Product: fibroblast growth factor 3
Exons: 3
Coding region: 102-830 (242 amino acids)
Biological process (GO): positive regulation of protein phosphorylation; animal organ morphogenesis; fibroblast growth factor receptor signaling pathway
Cellular component (GO): cytoplasm
Molecular function (GO): growth factor activity; fibroblast growth factor receptor binding
Source: RefSeq, a predicted model, not a curated record
GCUGGGGCUCUGGAGCUUUGUGGCCCCGACUUUUUAAUGGGACCCGCGGGCAGGAGUUCCUCGUUUUUUAUCCACAUUCGUCGCUCUCCGGCCAUGCCACAAUGCUGAUGAUUCCUCUGCUGGUGUUUCUGCUGAGCCUGUCGGAUCCCGUUAGUCCCCAGGCCCGCUGCCCCCCGGGCAAGGCGCCUUGCGACCCCCGGCAGCGGAGGGACGCCGGGGGCCGCGGAGGAGUGUACGAGCACCUCGGAGGAGCACCGAGACGCAGGAAACUUUACUGUGCCACCAAAUAUCAUUUACAGAUCCACCAGAACGGAAAAAUCGACGGAUCAUUGGAGGAAAAUAACCCGUUUAGCAUCAUGGAGAUCACAGCAGUGGAUGUGGGUGUUGUGGCCAUAAAGGGACUGUUCUCGGGCAGAUAUCUGGCCAUGAAUGAUAAAGGGCGGCUGUAUGCCUCGGAAGUGUUCAACAGAGAGUGUGAGUUUGUGGAGCGGAUCCACGAGUUGGGCUACAACACAUAUGCAUCACGCCACCACUCCACUGAGCAGCCUCUUCCACCAGGGGGUGGCAGCAAGCGGCGAGCCAGCGCCAAGCGUCAGUGGUAUGUCUCCAUCAACGGCAAAGGGAGGCCAAGGCGAGGCUACAAGACCCGCAGCACGGACAAGGCCUCACUGUUCCUGCCCCGCGUUCUGGGCAACAAGGACCACGAGAUGGUGAGGCGGCUGAGAGAGAGUCAGAGCACGCAACACCACACUCAUCACCAUGGCAACCACAGAGACCGCCGUAGACGCCGACAUCGGGCCAGGAAAGGCCGGCGGGGUGGAGACGACUAGACAGUUUCAUAGAGGACCUUAAACAUUGGCCUCUACCUAGAUUGGACCGUAGCCCACUGCAACGUGACGCAAACUGUUUGGAUCCUUCUGGAUUAGUGGAUCAUGUUUUACUGUUGAUGCUCAGAGAAAACUAAACUUAGAGGAUGAAGGACAAUGCCACAAACACACACAUACACACAUGACUACACACAGACAUACACACAGAGCUGUAUAAUCUAUCAACUUGAUGUCCACAAAAUGCUACUGUCUUGUAAACAUGUACUCAUGUCGGAAACUUCUUUGUAAAAAGUUCUGGGCUACACGAAGCAAAAACUGAUUAUUGUAAAUACAGUAUGCACUAUGCAUGUACAGUGAAGCUUUAGUUUGUCCAAAGCUGACAUGACAAACUAUAUAAUAUCUUUGAUGUUGAAGUGCUGACAGCGAAGAAAGAGAGGACUUUACACAGCGAAGCACUUUUUUGUCUGAUUCACAUUGAAGGUGUUUCCAGACCAUGAAAAAGCUCAUUUUAGUACACUGCUAAUGAUAUAAACACUCCAAUCAAAGACACAAACAGUCAACAUUUAUUGUGCAAAUUAAAAGUGAAAAAAAACUCUAGCAGUUAAGUUCUAUGGUGCUGGGUUGCAAAAGCUUACCAGUAUUGCGAUUAUCCAGAUGUUCUGAUGUUGCAUCAGAAAAGGUCAAUCCUAUCUCCAAUCAAAAAACACAGAUUUUAAAAGUUUGCAGCAAUAAAUGUAGUUAUUUCUGCAUACUUUCAGCAUGUUUAUUGUCAUUAAAAGGCAGUAACAUCUGUUUAUUUUGACUUCAUGUAGUCAGACAGCUCUCGGCAGACUUUAGUUUGACUUGUUAGAUACAGUGAUACUGAGACUCAGUGGAGACAGAUGGACAGGAGCUCCACAAAUGAAACAGAUCUCUGAUCUCCAUCAGAGAAAUCCAGAAACUGACCCUAGCUAAGAGGUCAUCAAACUGGACACUGCUCUGCCUCAAGUAGCUGGAAGUAAAAGGAAAGUUUUCCAGUCACAG